AUGACCAUGAUAAGAACAGUAACAACAAAAUCAAGGGUUUUCUUAACUAUGUUAGGAAAACAAAAUUUUCGUAGUAUUGUGACCACUGCUAGAUCAAGCGUUUUAAUAAAUACCUGUAAUAAAAAUAAAAAUAGUCAUUACUCAACUAGUACAAGUAUUCCUAGUAAUGCAGAGCUUAUUAACAAGUCUGACGCUAAUCCAUCGGCAGCUCCAUGUUCUACCACAGGUCGGGAAGUGCCUCAAGAAAUAAUGGAAUUAUCAAUGGAAGCUUACGAUGAAAAAAGUGAUUUAUUUUUGGAUGAUAUUUUAGAGAAAUUAGAAGAUAUAUCAGAAAAAUCACCCGAUUUAAUACCAGAUGUAGAGUUAACACAAGGAGUAUUAACAUUAGAGUUAUCACCAUUAGGAACAUAUGUUAUUAAUAAACAACCACCCAACAAGCAAAUAUGGCUAUCUUCGCCAUUAAGUGGUCCUAACAGAUUUGAUUACUAUAAUAAUUCUUGGGUAUCUUUAAGAGAUGGUAGCUUAAUGAUUGAUACAUUAAAUAAUGAAUUAAAACAAGCUAGUAAUGGUAAGUAUAAAUUAAAAUAG
This is a messenger RNA of Saccharomycodes ludwigii, 588 nucleotides long. RefSeq names its product ferroxidase (gene YFH1). Gene Ontology annotation, molecular function: ferric iron binding; iron chaperone activity; ferroxidase activity. The record is from RefSeq and is a predicted model, not a curated record. Gene Ontology annotation, cellular component: mitochondrion. Gene Ontology annotation, biological process: iron incorporation into metallo-sulfur cluster; intracellular iron ion homeostasis. The coding region runs from base 1 to 588 and encodes 195 amino acids. NCBI's taxonomy places the organism in Eukaryota, Fungi, Ascomycota, Saccharomycetes, Saccharomycodales, Saccharomycodaceae. The transcript has a single exon.